Molecule: messenger RNA, 2172 nt
Organism: Triticum urartu
Lineage: Eukaryota; Viridiplantae; Streptophyta; Magnoliopsida; Poales; Poaceae
Source: RefSeq, a predicted model, not a curated record
CCAUAUACUAGCAUUGAUUGCCGAGAAGAUCUUGCCCAUCGCCAUUUGCCACUAAUAACAUCGCUCCAUCGCCAACUCCGCUAGCCUGCUAGGGAGACUCAAUGCCGUCUCUGCCGAAAGCUGCGGCGUCCAUGGAUCACGCGGUGGAGGGCGCCAUGAGCGCCACCCUGCUGAGCCUCCUCGGCGUCACGGCCAAGUCGGAGAAGGGCGCGGCGGCGGCGGACGACAAGGUGGAGUGGCUCCGGUCGCAGCUCAUCGGCAAGGACGUCGAGUUCGACACGCCGUUCGGGCGCCGCGCGCUGACCUACGCCGACCAGACGGCGUCGGGCCGGAGCCUGAGCUACAUCGAGGACUACCUCGUGAAGGAGGUCCUCCCGUUCUACGGGAACACGCACACGGAGGACAGCCACGUCGGGAGCAAGACGACGCGGCUGGUGCACAAGGCGGCGCGCUACAUCAAGCGCUGCAUGGGCGCCGGCCCCGGCGACGCGCUGCUCUUCUGCGGCGCCGGCACCACGGCGGCCAUCAAGCGCCUGCAGGAGGUCAUCGGCGUGGCGCUGCCGUCCGUCGAGAUGCGCGACCGGCUCUCGGCGCAGCUGCGCGCCGAGGAGCGCUGGGUGGUCUUCGUCGGGCCGUAUGAGCACCACUCCAACCUUCUGUCGUGGCGCCGGAGCCUGGCGGAGGUGGUCGAGAUCGGCGUCGACGCUGACGGGCUCGUCGACGUGGCCGCGCUCCGCCGCGCGCUCGGGUCGCCGGAGUACGCGGACCGGCCGAUGCUGGGGUCCUUCUCGGCGUGCAGCAACGUCACCGGCGUCAUGACGGACACGCGCGAGAUCGCCCGCGUUCUGCACCACCACGGCGCGUUUGCGUGCUUCGACUUCGCCGCGAGUGGACCCUAUGUCAAGAUUGAUAUGAAGUCUGGUGAAGUCGAUGGGUACGACGCCGUUUUCUUGAGCCCUCACAAAUUUGUUGGGGGGCCUGGCACGCCGGGCAUCCUUUUGAUGAACAAAUCACUGUAUAGGCUCAAUUCUCAGCCUCCCUCGACGUGCGGAGGUGGCACAGUGGCCUAUGUCAAUGGCUUCAAUGAGGAGGAUACAUUGUACUACGAUGAUAUCGAGGAGCGGGAGGAUGCUGGCACACCGCCGAUAUUACAAAAGAUCCGUGCAUCACUUGCAUUUUGGGUGAAGGAGUAUGUUGGUUAUGACACGAUGGACCUUCGCGAGCGAGUGUUCUCAGAGGUGGCAAUGAAAAGGCUUGCCCAUAAUCCAAAUGUUAGGGUGCUAGGCAACACAAGUGCCCAUCGUCUACCAAUCUUCUCAUUCCUAAUCUACCCAUUAGUGACCGUGACGAAGAAGCCAUUUGAUGAUUUUGGUGAGCCUGGUUGUGAUAAACCAUUGGAGACCAUGAGACGCAAGCAACUACCCCUCCACGGUCGUUUUGUGACUAGGCUUUUGAACGAUCUUUUUGGCAUCCAGGCAAGGGGAGGUUGUGCUUGUGCAGGUCCCUAUGGUCACAUCUUGCUUGAUGUCGACGACGAGCUCUCACUUCGCAUUCGGUCUGCUGUCCUUGAGGGUUACAGUGGACUGAAGCCAGGAUGGACCAGGUUGAGCUUUAGUUACUACCUCUCUACGGAGGAGUUUAAAUUCAUCCUUUCAGCCAUCGAGUUCAUAGCGACAUAUGGACACCGCUUCCUCUCUUUGUACAAAUUCGACUGGAUCACUGGCAACUGGACCUUUCGGAAACAGGCAGUCAAGUACCACCUCAUGAGGGAGGAAUUGUCUCUUGGAAUAGAACCAUUGAUGCACGAAAGUGAACAGCCAAAGCUUGCAGAUAAGAUGGACAAGCCUGAGGUCAACCAUAAGAAGUUCCAGAGCUACUUGGAGAGUGCCAAGAAAAUUGCACUAUCCAUGCCGGACAUUAGUAAUCAGAUUGCCAGCAUUCCAAAAGGGGUAGACCCUGCCUUAGUUCUUUUCCAUAUAUAGAACUAUAGAUACAUAAUGUAACUUUGGUAGAGCAUAUCGCCAGUUACCACUGUUAGUUUGUUCUUGAUAUCCGAGCAUUAGCCCGAGUUGCGGUGAUAAGCUGCCCUUUAACACACUAGAAAAUAAAUGUGUAAAUAAGAUGGAUGACAAUCUGUGGAAAUGUUGUUUUCUAUAUCAGCACAAUUUUGUA